AUGUCUUCAGCGACUCCAUCGCAAGAUGGCUUGUCCCGCGCGGCGCCCGUUCCCGCCCGCAACCAGAGCACCGCCUCGAUACCUCCGCCGGGCCAAACACUGACGGGCAAGCAAGAGCACUACCUCAAACGCGAGCUCGUCGCCGAGCAAGUCAACUGGGAGAUAUCCGAGCUCAAUUCCCCGACCGCUCUGCGCAGAUUCGGUGCGCCCUUCAAGUCGGAUUUUGGAGAAGUGUCACCACUCGAUUCCGAGCUACCCAUCCUACGAUACAUUUUUGUACAUUUCGUACGCGAGUUUCCCUUCCUCGACAAGGCGAAAGAGAAGGAGUUCUGGCAGGACAAGUUACAAGUGUUCCUCGAGUCCUUCGCGAGUAAGGACAUCUCCGGCUCCGAGGAUCGCUUAGAAGAGACGAAGCGCAGGAAACUUGCUAUAAAAUGUCGCAAGCUCGUGGAGCUCAUGAUGGUGUCCGGCGUGCCAACCGCCUCGGGGUUUGAGGAGCGAAUAAGGUUCGCAGAGAUGGAGAUCGUCGACCGAGAUGCCAUCGACACAGGCAUGAUGAACACCAUACCGGAGGGUAAUUACGUCAACGGCUGGGAUGUCAACGUCGCCGGUGUCCGCAUCACUUCGGAGUUCCUCUUGCGCGUGAAAAGGAAGGGCGAACUCGAGACUUUUGUGAGCAGACGCUACGGUGACUUCGCGCGCCUGUAUAAACAGUUGCGGGCGGAGCUCCCUGGCAAAGUCUUACCACCGUUGCCGAAGAAGAACAAGUCGGAUACUAAUGCUGGAGGCUUGUUUUCGCGUAUGACGGAUGCUGGGGACGAUUCUGAUGGUUCGUCCAUCUCGUCUGUGUCCACAGCCGCGCCAACCCAAGGCAACGGGGGCUUUACAGAAUCGAUGAAGAAUUUGACAGUCCGGGACCAUCGUCGUAAUAAGUCGACAGCGUCGAGUCGUGCGUCACCAAGGCCGUCCGUGGAGGGUCGAUCGAACCCAGUUCCACCCAGUCCUAAAUUCGACAAUAUGGUCCUGUGGCGCGAGGAUCAGCGUAUCUCAUUGAGAGCGUUCCUGCGAUACUUAUUCCACGACCAACAGAUUGCGCAAACCAAGGCACUGCAAGACUUCCUGACACAUGACCCAAUUACCCCGACAGAUGAGGAUGUCGAUGACAUACUUCGUCGCAAGGCUGUAGACGAGAAGCGAAUGGAAGAGCAGAAGGAGUUCUACGAGAUUGCCAGGAGAAGGGCGGCCGACCUCGAUGUUUACAUGGAACAGUUCCGGCAGGACAUCGUCGAGCGAAAUGGAUUGACCAUGCUCUUCCAGGAGAUCAAGGACAAGCCGACCAUCCAAGACUUGAGUCUCCAGUACCAGAAAUUUGCUGAGUGGCUGCGCAUCGAGGUGGCAGCGACCAUCUAUCAUUUAUUCCUCGCCGAGGACAACUCUCCAGAGCUGUUUGCGCAGUUGAAGAGGAUUCAUUCGCUGAUCCCUUACACCAUCAUGAAGAACGUUAUCCGGAUCGCCAACCCUGCUGCUGUCAUGUCUGGAGUGCUUGACCUCUUCUUGGCACAGCCAUUUGGGGCCCGCUCCCUGAUGCAGCGUAUCUUCACCAUGACACUCAACGACGGCAUUCGGAGUUACCAGAAGGCCAUCGAUGGAGUAGCAAGCAAGAUCGGUGACGAUGUAUUUGUGACCAAGCUGAAAAAAUUCAGCGAUGCAGAAGAUAACGUCAAAGCUGCCAUACGGGAAGAAGCAGAAGCUGAUGAUAUGGACAUCGUUGUGGCUAUCUUGAGGUCCGAUUUGAUUUCUCCGGCGCUUAAGCCUGAUCAAAUCGGAAGACUCUACAACGCGUAUGUUGCGUUCAACAAUGCGGUGGAAAACGUGGACGAUGAACUCAAACAAGGUGCACAACUGUUCUCAUAUCUCAAACAGCUGAUGAAGCUACAAACGAGACAACGCGACAAGGUCAUGAUGCUACGUCUCAUCGAGGAGCCGGUUACUCUCAAGCUACUUCGAGACCUCUUCACCAUCUUCUACGAGCCUCUUGUCCGAGUAUACAAGUCGGCCAAUGUGUACAACAGCAUCACAGACUUUGCAGUCUUUAUUGACGACAUGAUUCAGGUGGUGGAGAAGUGUAGAGAACAAGACGCUUCGGCGGAUCCUAACCAGACAGUGCAAGCCUUCAUCGACCUAUGUCAACGACAUGAGCACAAUUUCUACAAGUUCGUCCACGAGGUUCACACGCAUGACAAUGGUCUUUUUACCCAGCUCAUGGGUUGGAUCGAGGGCAUCCUCGAGUUUCUCAGAAAGGGGCCGUCUGGUGGAUCGCUGGACAUCAAUGCCCUCUUCGAAGGCGGUGUUGCUAGUGGCAGUCUGGACAAGGACAAGGCCAUCGAUGAGAUCAACCAACUGAUAGCGUGGCAAGAGGCACGUAAAAAGUGGCAUCAUGACAAGACACGGCAGAAAAUGGCUGCGGAAGGCCAAGCUGGGGUCGAUCCGGCGAUGCCUGGCAUGGCCAGUCUGCAUGCCAGUGAUUUUGGUAUAAACGAUAUGGACCUAGCAGAUCUCAAUUACGAGGAGUCAGAUGAGGAGGCAGAGGCAGAAGAGCAGGAUGAGAUGGACCCCAUAGAGGCGGAAAGACAAAGGCGCGCCAAGAGACAGGACCGGCUCAGGCGCAGCGCUGGCGAACCUACGAAGCCGGCGGUCAGCGAAGUUCAUCAUCUGAAAGACAACUUCGUUUUGAUGUUGCGGCAAGUUUUGGCUCCUUGA
This is a messenger RNA of Anthostomella pinea, 2760 nucleotides long. The record is from the annotation of a GenBank genome assembly. NCBI's taxonomy places the organism in Eukaryota, Fungi, Ascomycota, Sordariomycetes, Xylariales, Xylariaceae.